Messenger RNA from Gigantopelta aegis, 1205 nucleotides. Its product is annotated as putative methyltransferase DDB_G0268948. Gene Ontology annotation, molecular function: S-adenosylmethionine-dependent methyltransferase activity. Bases 297 to 1127 code for a protein of 276 amino acids. The transcript is spliced from 4 exons. Lineage: Eukaryota; Metazoa; Mollusca; Gastropoda; Neomphalida; Peltospiridae. The record is from RefSeq and is a predicted model, not a curated record.
GAGACACUCAAAAGACUGAGGUCAUGGGAGAUAACUAUUGCUAUUCGUCGGUAGACGACAAUGGUAGGAAUUUAAAAUACUUAUAGUGUUUAUUUCGCUACAGUUUUGUUCACUACAUAUUACAGGUUCACGUGUAAUACGUUCACAAAAUAGUUUGAAAAUGGACUGGUAGAUUGAAAGGUAGGACAUAAAGAGUUGAUUGUACCUGCGAAAAGACACCACAUCACACGCCCAUCUAGCAACGGGCAUGCAUAUUUGACUCGCCAUAUAAAAAGGCACCACAUGUCCGUAGUCCAAUGAAAGUUUACCUACGCGCAUUUACGAAGAUGAGUAAACGAUUGUUUGAAGAUUCGAAGCAUGCAGAGCUGUAUGCCAAAUUUAGACCAACAUAUGGACAAGAUGUCUAUGAGAGAAUUAUCGACUUCUGUAAAGAAACCUCCGCGGAGUUUAAACUGGCUGUGGAUGUGGGGUGUGGCCCGGGUCAAAGUUCAAAACCAUUGACUGGCUAUUUCGAGAGCGUUAUUGGUACUGAUAUAAGUAAAAAGCAAAUAGAAAACGCUACUACGAAUAUCGCCAAUCUACAGUUCCGGGUAGGACCUGCUGAGGAUCUUGAUUUCCUUGGAAACAACAGCACCGACUUGGUGACGGUAGCUCAGGCUAUUCAUUGGAUUAACACGGACGCGUUUUACACAGAAGUGAGUCGAGUCUUAAAACCGGGAGGGUCACUGGUUGUUUACGGCUAUGGUAACUGCACAGUGAACAAUCAGCAAGCCCAAGACAUCUUAUCAAAGUUUUACAGGGGCACUCUGAAUGGUUACUGGCACGUAAAUCGAGGAUAUGUCGACAAUCACCUCGAACAGUUCGUCUUACCAUUUCCAGGAUGGAGAAGGGACGACAGUUUAAAGAUUGUGAAACACUGGUCAGUAGAUGAUUUUAUUGGUUUACUCUCUUCAUGGUCUGGUUGGCAAGCCUACUUGAAGGCCCACCCUUCCUCUACAGAGCUGGAUGACAUAAAAUCUAGGUUCAAAUCUCUGUAUGAUGACGAUGCCGAACGUGAUGCUGAUACCAAGAUCCGUGUAGAGUGGCCAGUGUUCAUGCUGAUGGGACAUAAACCUGUAGAAACAUAAUAAACAUGUUAAAGCGACAUUCCUGAGUUUGCUGCAUUGUAAGAUGUUUCCGACUAAUAAAAUAUUUCUACGAUUAAA